AUGAUGGGCUCUUUCAGUGUUGGGCUGGCCAUUAGCGACGUGAUGGGCUCUUUCAGUGUUGGGCUGGCCAUUAGCGACGUGAUGGGCUCUUUCAGUGUUGGGCUGGCCAUUAGCGACGUGAUGGGCUCUUUCAGUGUUGGGCUGGCCAUUAGCGACGUGAUGGGCUCUUUCAGUGUUGGGCUGGCCAUUAGCGACGUGAUGGGCUCUUUCAGUGUUGGGCUGGCCAUUAGCGACGUGAUGGGCUCUUUCAGUGUUGGGCUAGCCAUUAGCGACGUGAUGGGCUCUUUCAGUGUUGGGCUGGCCAUUAGCGACGUGAUGGGCUCUUUCAGUGUUGGGCUGGCCAUUAGCUACGUGAUGGGCUCUUUCAGUGUUGGGCUGGCCAUUAGCGACGUGAUGGGCUCUUUAAGUGUUGGGCUGGCCAUUAGCUACGUGAUGGGCUCUUUCAGUGUUGGGCUGGCCAUUAGCGACGUGAUGGGCUCUUUCAGUGUUGGGCUUCAGAUUGAACGGAGUUUGGCGUCUGCUUUCAGUUUUAAUCUUGGCACUUUAAUUUCUUUCAAGAAAGCGAGACAAGAAACUGUCAGAGGACACGAUUUAUUCUGUCUGAGGUCACGAUUCAUCCUGUCUGAGGUCACGAUUCAUCCUGUCUGA
Messenger RNA from Biomphalaria glabrata, 648 nucleotides. RefSeq lists its product as uncharacterized. The transcript has a single exon. Lineage: Eukaryota; Metazoa; Mollusca; Gastropoda; Planorbidae. The record is from RefSeq and is a predicted model, not a curated record. The coding region runs from base 1 to 648 and encodes 215 amino acids.